AUGAAAAAGGAGUUGAGGUGGUUGAUUAGAGUAGUUGUGGAAGUUGAAAAAAGGAGUUGGAAGUGGUUUGAUGUAGGAGUAGUUGUUGAAGAUGAAAAGGAGUUGAGGUGGUUUGAUGUAGGGAGAGUAGUUGUUGAAGUUGAAAAAGGAGUUGAAGUGGUUGAUGUAGGAGUAGUUGUGGAAGUUGAAAAAGGAGUUGAGGUGGUUGAUGUAGGAGUAGUUGUUGAAGUUGAAAAAGGAGUUGAAGUGGUUGAUGUAGGAGUAGUUGUUGAAGUUGAAAAAGGAGUUGAAGUGGUUGAUGUAGGAGUAGUUGUGGAAGUUGAAGUGGGAGUUGAGGUGGUUGAUGUAGGAGUAGUUGUUGAAGUUGAAAAAGGAGUUGAAGUGGUUGAUGUAGGAGUAGUUGUGGAAGUUGAAAAAGGAGUUGAGGUGGUUGAUGUAGGAGUAGUUGUUGAAGUUGAAAAAGGAGUUGAAGUUGUUGAUGUAGGAGUAGUUGUGGAAGUAGAAAAAGGAGUUGAGGUGGUUGAUGUAGGAGUAGUUGUGGAAGUAGAAAAAGGAGUUGAAGUGGUUGAUAAAAAAGGAGUGAAGUGGUUUGAUGUAGGAGUAGUUGUUGAAGUUGAAAAAGGAGUUGAAGUGGUUGAUGUAGGAGUAGUUGUUGAAGUUGAAAAAGGAGUUGAGGUGGUUGAUGUAGGAGUAGUUGUUGAAGUUGAAAAAGGAAUUGAAGUGGUUGAUCGAGGAGUAGUUGUGGAAGUUGAAGUGGGAGUUGAGGUGGUUGAUGUAGGAGUAGUUGUGGAAGUUGAAGUGGGAGUUGAGGUGGUUGAUGUAGGAGUAGUUGUGGAAGUAGAAAAAGGAGUUGAGGUUGUUGAUGUAGGAGUAGUUGUGGAAGUAGAAAAAGGAGUUGAAGUGGUUGAUGUAGGAGUAGUUGUUGAAGUUGAAAAAGGAGUUGAAGUGGUUGAUGUAGGAGUAGUUGUUGAAGUUGAAAAAGGAGUUGAAGUGGUUGAUGUAGGAGUAGUUGUGGAAGUUGAAGUGGGAGUUGAGGUGGUUGAUGUAGGAGUAGUUGUGGAAGUUGAAAAAGGAGUUGAGGUGGUUGAUGUAGGAGUAGUUGUUGGAAGUUUGAAAAAGGAGUUUGAAGUGGUUGAUUGUAGGAGUAGUUUGUGGAAGUAG
Messenger RNA from Macrobrachium nipponense, 1161 nucleotides. RefSeq lists its product as uncharacterized. Bases 1 to 1161 code for a protein of 386 amino acids. NCBI's taxonomy places the organism in Eukaryota, Metazoa, Arthropoda, Malacostraca, Decapoda, Palaemonidae. The record is from RefSeq and is a predicted model, not a curated record. The transcript has 3 exons.